Rhipicephalus microplus (southern cattle tick) is the source of this 685-nucleotide messenger RNA. RefSeq names its product calmodulin-lysine N-methyltransferase. Gene Ontology annotation, cellular component: cytoplasm. Gene Ontology annotation, molecular function: calmodulin-lysine N-methyltransferase activity. NCBI's taxonomy places the organism in Eukaryota, Metazoa, Arthropoda, Arachnida, Ixodida, Ixodidae. The record is from RefSeq and is a predicted model, not a curated record.
UAUCAGCAGGAAAGACCAGACAUCUAUGAUGCCAACCUUCACUACCCCCAGAUGCUCAUACUCCGCAAGAUACUCGCGGCAUGAGCAUCGUCUUGGUGCAAUCGCUGAAGAAACUCACACGGAAAAAGUGAAAACACAAAAAAAGCGAACAGAGUCGGCUCUAGUCCUGACCAGACGUCCGUCACCAAACGCCGCCAUCUUGGAAAGAAAGACUUUCAGGACCAACUGUUGUAUAGAAAAUAGGGAACUUAAAGAGGAACUGCCGCACACUGCGUGUUUUAAGUAACAGCAAAAAAAACUAAAAUAUGUGUGUUUCUGUGUGUGAAAUGUGGUUGUUGUUCAAAUGUUUUCAUGGUGUCGCCACCAAAUGUUUAAAAAAAGAUCUAUCAUCAUCUCAUGUAGCGAAGUGUUUUAAAUGAGAGAAAUUUAUUGAAGAAGAACCUGACCUAAUAAAUGUUGUAAAUAACAAGUUAUUUUCGGGAGAGAAAAAGUAUCAUCACGGGGCCGGGCCCCAUAGCGCAUUUAAUCGUGCCGUCUCACAAUCGUUUCCAGAUGCCCGUGAAUAAUGUCAUCUCGCAUAAAACAAGGUGUUCACUAAAGUAAUUUAUUGAAGAGAAAUCAUUGUAUUUAUUAAAGCCUUCAAUAAAGGUUGUUAUUUUGAAGAAUAAAGGUUGAAUUUCGAAGA